This is a messenger RNA of Ceratitis capitata (Mediterranean fruit fly), 752 nucleotides long. RefSeq lists its product as uncharacterized. The record is from RefSeq and is a predicted model, not a curated record. The transcript has 4 exons. Lineage: Eukaryota; Metazoa; Arthropoda; Insecta; Diptera; Tephritidae. Bases 288 to 629 code for a protein of 113 amino acids.
ACAAAUAAAUAAUCUUGACUCUCCGUUCAUUUGGCGAUUUGUCUGCGAUCGGCUGUUUAUUCGCUGUUUUCUAGUUUCUUGCUAAAAAUAGCGGAAUUUCGUCAUUUUGCCGAUAUAUUCCAGAAACACAAAGAAUAAUAUUGAAAGAUAGACGAAAAAUUGGGAAACUAAAAGUAACAAUAAAAAAAUAACUAAACAUAAAAAAAAUAAAAGUGAUUGAUGCCAGUCGAGUAAGUGCUCCCAAUACAUGAGUAUUACCCGCUUUCAAAAAAGCCACCAGCAGCGGCAUGCCACUUCCAAUUCGUAAUCCACUAAAAAUGGCAUUCAGUCAUCAAGCCAACACUGCUGGUUUGCUGGCCAACUCGCCACCUCGACGCCACUCCGACACGCCGUCACUGUUGGGAGAUAGAACUGUUGCGGGCGAUAAUUUGUGGCACAACUCUGCUGAUGGUGGCGGCAUUAUCAUCGCAUCAACUGCGGCUGCCACAACCAAGUCGCCAAAAUGUGACAUCGCAUUGUCCAACCAGAACAGAAAAAAAUUAACUUUUGACAUUGUUGUCUUCAUACUGCGAAGGCAGCAUACAAUAAAUACGCCCACACUUCAAGCGCUUGGUUAUUAUAGGGAGUAAUGGUAAUCUCGUCCGGAGGCGGUUUAGUAUAAACGGUAGGUCCAGCCAUCAGGAUACAAAAUCACAAGCUAGAGGUGGAGCUCGGCCGAAAAUCGCUUAUGCGGCUAUAAAGCACUAAUUAUA